GGCGCUCCCGGCGCUCCACCCGCCGCGGGCCGGGCAGCGGAGCGGGCGUGGCUGGCGGCAAAUGUGCAAUACCAAGAUGUCCUCCCUUACGGAUCCCUCUGCCGCCGCUUCGGAGCAAGAGGCGCUGGUUAAGCCAAAGCCACUGUUGUUAAAAUUGUUAAAGUUAGCUGGUGCUGAAAAGGACACUUUUACUAUGAAGGAGGUAAUAUUCUAUAUUGGACAAUAUAUUAUGUCUAAGCAAUUAUAUGAUGAAAAACAGCAGCAUAUUGUACACUGUGCAAAUGAUCUCCUGGGGGAGUUAUUUGGAGUAACAAGCUUUUCAGUAAAAGAACACAGGAGGCUAUAUUCAAUGAUUUCCAGAAAUCUGAUAGCAAUCAAUCAACAAGACUCUACUCUUGGCGACACACCUGAGGAUGAUGCCACAUCUCAGCUUGAAGAAGAAAAUGUUGUUAAGGAAUCUAGGCAAGAGUUAGAAGAGAACCAGACUUCAUCAAGCCUGACUUCCCAACCAACUACAUCUUCUAGGAGGAGGACACACAGUGAAUCUGAAAAAAGUUCUUCAGAUGACCUGCACAGUGACAGAAGAAAGCGACACAAGUCAGAGAACAUUUCGGUGACAUUUGAUGAAAGUCUGUCAUGGUGUGUAGUCAGUGGUCUGUGCCGUGAAAGAAGCAAUAGCAGUGAUUCAACAGAUUCUCUUUCCAUUCCUGAUCUUGAUGCUAGUUCAUUAAGCGAAAACUCAGAUUGGUUUGACCAUGGUUCUGUAUCAGAUCAGUUCAGUGUGGAGUUUGAAGUUGAGUCUGUUUAUUCAGAAGAUUACAGCCAUAAUGAAGAAGGGCAGGAGCUCACUGAUGAAGAUGAUGAGGUUUAUCAGCUGACUAUUUACCAGGAUGAAGAUAGUGAUGCUGAUUCAUUUGAUGAAGAUCCAGAGAUUUCUCUAGCUGAUUAUUGGAAGUGUCCCGAAUGCAAUGAAAUGAAUCCUCCGCUUCCACGACAUUGCCACAGAUGCUGGGCCCUUCGUGAGGAUUGGCUUCCAGAUCAAAAGAGUGAGAAAUUGGAAAAGAGCAAAUUAGAAACCUCCUUUCCUGCAGAGUCUGGAGAAGGUUUUGAUGUUCCUGAUUGCAAGAAAACAAAAAUGACUGAAGAUAAAGAACCGGCUGUGGAUGAGAAUGAGGAUAAAUCAGUACAGCUUUCUGAGUCCCAGGAAAGUGAAGGUUAUUCCCAGCCAUCAACAUCAAGCAGCAUGUUCUGUAGCAGUCAGGAGGACUUCAAGGAACCUGAGAAGAGAGAAAUGCAAGACAAAGAGGAAAGCAUGGAAUCCAGUCUGCCUGUUACCAGCAUAGAGCCAUGUGUCAUAUGUCAGAGCAGACCUAAAAAUGGCUGCAUAGUACAUGGCAAAACGGGACACCUCAUGUCAUGUUUUACCUGUGCAAAAAAGCUCAAGAAGAGGAACAAACCCUGCCCAGUGUGCAGGCAGCCCAUACAAAUGAUUGUGCUAACUUAUUUUAGUUAGACAUGUGUUGACUGGAAAGCAGCAAAAGAAACUUCAGAAACUGGUUAAGAGAGUAAGAAAUUAUUUUUGUAUGCUUAUUGGAAAAUUAAUAUUUUGUGUCUCUUCGCGUUCUGUGUGAAAAAUAAUUGCUGACGUAACUGCAGUUAUUAAGAGGUUUGCCUAAUGCUCAGAAGUCAACUUGGAGAUUUUAAAUCCCUCUCAGUAGAAGUAACCAGAUCCUCUAAACCACCUCCUCUCCAAGUGUUUUAAUAUUCCGUGCAAGUUAGUGACAUUUGUUUUAUUGAAUUAAAUACGUGCAUUAAAACCCCAAAUUCAAUAAUUGUUGGAGGAGAGACAUGUUGAAGUGUGUAUUUCUGCAGAUUCCUCAUUUAAGAAAAUAUAUGAUUAUCCAGGUUCCAGUUUUUGUUGCUUGGUGAAAACAUAAGGCUCAGUCAGACUCCUCUGCCUAUGUGCAGCUUGAAACAAGUCUCAACAGACAAGAUAAAUGAAGGAUAUGCUAUGAGCUCUCAUGUCAGGUAGUAGUAGGGGACAGUUGUUUUCUGUUUCUGCACUUGUUUCUGACUUAGCAGAAUACAUUCAGCUGCCUUGCUACAUUCACUGUAAUAAAAAUAGAAAAGAAAUUCCCCUUCACCUGUAGAAACACUUAAGCUGUGCAGUUCCAGUUCACAUUCUUAAAGUGCAGUAGUCUUUCCAACUCACUGUUCUUAUCUGUAUCUUGAGAAUUCUGGAAAUAUUUUGCAAGGUGCUUGGCCAUUCAAAGUUGGUCUUGUUAGACCUGUCCUUUACUGCUUUUAGCUCUUGCCUCCUCACUAUACUUUGUCAAAAACUUGGUGAAACUUGCCAGUUCUGUGCCCAGGGAGUUUGCUGCCUGCCUCAGUUCUGGGGGCCUUAAGGCAAGGUAGAGUGGGAGCCAGGAUGCAGUAAAGAUCACUCAGCUGCCUUUCACAUGGAGUUUCUGUACCCUGCGAGUGAUUCUUACUCCUUUGGAAAGCUAUGUUACAAGAGUACUUGUAUAUUUUUAGUACCUUUUAUUUUUACAUGUGGUUGCUGAUUGUGUGACCAAUAGGGAAUGGCAGAUAAACAGGGGAGUGGAGAUGUAGUCCAAGUGCAGGAAUUGUGCAGUGUUACCAUCUUACAGGCUAAGGCUCAACUGCUUCCCUAACACCAGCACUAUAAAAUUGCUGUUGCCUGUGAGCUGGCACAGAGACUCCUGCCUUCCUUAACUGCAGGGCUGCAAAUGCCUGGAAGUACUCAGGAAAAGGACAUCAGGGGAUACAGGAAAGACUUAGUAAAUCUUUGAUUGUGACUUGGUUGAAAGGUAGUAACUUUAUAGGUAAAGACUGAAUUAUUGGGAUCAUUCACAUUUUGUUCAUACUUUUUUUUUUGAGUUAUUUUGUUGCUAGUGAAAGAAAGUGGUGUACCAAAGUUCUAACAUAGUUCAUUUUAAGCAAACAAAAUAUAAACUCCAGUUGUAUUCAUUCACGUUCUUACUUGCAAGUUUCUUGCCUCCUGCAAUUUGUAAAGGGACAUCAGGUAGCUUGAAUUUUUGGAAGUUUUUUGAUCGGCAGAAACCUUUCAUGGGUUUUAUAGGAUUUGAUAAUCUUUCAGCCUCAGAUAGCUAGUUUUUUUGGCAGAUAGCUAGUUUUUUCAAAGAGAGAUACUAUUACAGAGCUACUUGCCUUACUUUGCACUUCCUGGUAAAUUUUUUUUUUAAUUUUUGAUUUGAUAAACUUAGGUGCUGUGAGGCUUGCAGAGGCUCUUCAUUGCACCUACAGGUGAGAGAUAAUUAUAGAUGUGUAUAUGCAGAAGCAUCAAUAACAUGGGAAUUGUGCCUAAAAAGUUUCAUCUUGUUCUUAGGAAGCUUUGUCCCCUGCAUGGUCUCCCGUGUCUUCCCCUGUCUCAGCACGAUGCCUUCUCUGCAGUGGCUGCCCUGGCUGUGUAACUGCAUGCUGGGGGAGCAGCUGUCCUUAUCUUCUUCCUGUUGGGACAAAUUGUGCCAUCUCUCUCGGCAAUCCUUUCCAGUCACAUGCCUUCUGUUGCAGAGAAUAGCCCUGGAAAUACCUUCCACUCCCUACAAUGGGGAGGAAAUGGGCCAUUUUCAUUUCUGCAUCUGCAAAUCACUGUGUCGAGUAUUUUGGUUUGAGUUACAUUCUAUGGCCUAAUGUUAUUCUUAAUGACUUCUAGUGCAACUUUGAAUUGUUUGGUGUGGGUGCAUGCCUUCCAAGUGGAAGUGAUGGGAAUUGAUGCCUGUUCCUGCAGAGGACACUGACAGGCCAGUGCAGUGCAGGGCUGGUGCCCGGGGCUGUGGCACAGUGGCUCCUGUGGGGUCUCCUUUGGCUCUGCCUCCACCCUGUCUCCUGUGUGGGCAGGAGCAGUGGGCACCCUGCUUGUUCUGGCCCUUAAACACUGGUACUAAACGUCAGAGAUCCUUAUGUAAUAUCGUACACGUUUUAAUCAAUAAUUUAUUGCUGUUUGUAAAUAUACUUGUGCUCACAGUUGAUGUUUUGAGCUCUAAUUUAUUGAAUUAGUCUACUGCUACAUGUGUAGUUAUAUAAAUAUGCUUAUUUAGUAAAUCACAGGCCCAAGAGGACUAUUUUAAGAAAUGUAGCAUUAAAAUUCAGAGAAAUACUUGUAUUAUAUUGAGAAGGGAGAUUUAUGGCUAUGGUGUUUAUUUCCUUCCCGUAAAACAACUUCUGUAUUGAACCUGAACAAGAUUUAUUGAAUAGAGAAGGUGCUGGUCCAACCUCAGCUUAGUGAAAAUAUUUUGGUGGUGUUUUGCUUUCCUUUGGAAUGCUUUUGCAUCCCUCAGUACAGGCAAGGAGCUGACUGACUGCUUCUGGGUGCUGGUAACGUUGGGGUGAUGGUCCAGGAGAUGCAGGAUGAUGAUGAGAGGCUUUCAGGUUAAUUUGCAAAGGUGCAAAUGGCUUUUGCCUUUGGACACAUGACCGUGAAGGUUGCAGGAGAGGCCAGAUGCCCACAGGAUGCGUCUGUAUGUGAUUUUCAGUAAUUUUCUUAGUCUCUUCCUUCUUGCACAUCAGGUAGACAAUAGUUAUCUACAAAUGGUGCAAGAACUUGCAAUUAUUUUUUUUAGAAAGUACAAUAAACAUACUUUUUGCUUAAAUACAAGUCUUUAACUGUUUACCUAUUUGUUAGUAUUGCCAUUAUAUUAGUAUUGAAAUCAACCUCACACCAGCAGGAUCGUGGGCUGUGCCGUCCUGUGCCUCUCCCCUUAGCAGAUGAUUUAGAAAGGGUAAAGGUGCUUCAAAAUGCUCACUGAUGAAAAGCUUACAUUCCUUUUAAGAGUGUGGUACGAUUUUAUCAGAGUUCUGUUUGCUGUACAUUUGUUCAAAUGUUGCUGUCUCUGAAGCAUCUGUGGGUAUGAAGAUUUUUUUCAGAUUUUUUUUCUCUUAUGACUAAUAUGAGGAAGAGAAAAAUUCCUCGUUCUUACAGAGAGUGUCAACAAGAAGAAUUGUUUCAGAAAAAUGUAUCUUACAAAAGAGAGAUUAGAAAAUUAUUAAGAUCCUAAUGAAACUGAAUAAAUAGGAUGGAAGUAGGGGUGAAGAUUUUUUUCUUCUCCAUCUUAAUCUAAAGCUGCUGUUGUGUUGGGGUGUAACGUUAGGUAGAGUUUAUAAUUUUAAAGCAGAUAAUUUAUUCAGCACAUUAACUUACCACACACAUGCUGGGGCAGGAGUUAUCCCUUAUCCCAGGAAGGUACAGCAUUUUGUUGUGCAACAUUUGGCCUGAAAAGGGGCAUUUGCUGUUGUGAGGUUUCCCUGUGGGGAGGAUUAUAUUGGACAGUUGAUGGGACUUGAGGAGAGGCAGCGUUGUCACGGAGGGGCUGUAGGGCAGCCUUGGUCCUUGCUGGAGCAUCAGCCCUCUCCUUUCCAGGGGAUUACCUGCCCUGCCCUGCCUUUCCAGCUCCUCCACACCGGAGUCCAAGGCACAUCUUGUGCUUUAAAGGUUGCACAAGCAAAGCACAAAACCCAGCUUGAGGUUUUAAUAGUGGAUUGCACUUACAGAACAUGAAAAAUUGUUGCUUUUAACUACAGUGUGGGGGUUUACUUAGGGUGUUUUGUUUUUUUUUAAGCAUAGAUGCACUGAAAGCUUCAAGUGAAUGGUUCUUUGGUGUAUCUAGAGCUAUAUUAUACAUGUGAAAUUUGUCAGUGAUACUUAAAAAGGUGGUGGCUCCCCUUUUGAGUAGAUGUUUUAGCUUAACAGCCUGCUUUUAAAGGAUGGUUCUUGGUCUUGAGCCACAGUAGUGGCUGUCAGGAUGAUGAUUAAUUUAUACCUAAAAUACCAAUAGCUUUUCUAAAACCAGAGUCUUUGUUGUCUGACUACACAUAGCUGGGAUGACUGUUGAAUAGAGUAGCUCAUAGUGAAUUUAAAUAACUAUGCAACAUGCUUUCAAGAGCUUGACCUGGUGUAUUACUUUCCAGCUACCCAGUGCACGUAUGACCACAGUCAGUAACCAUUACAAUGCAAGUAUCCACUCCAGUUGCACACAGUAUAGACCUAUUUGCGAGGAGUUCCACGUGUCUUGCGUUUAUCUUUCAGUUUUCAGUUUUUCCUUUUCUGAUGAAAAUUGAAUACUGUGUUCCAUUUAAAAGCUUUAAAUAAAGAUUUGUUUAUAUACUCCA
Melospiza melodia melodia is the source of this 6150-nucleotide messenger RNA. It is a transcript of the gene MDM2, whose product is annotated as MDM2 proto-oncogene. Lineage: Eukaryota; Metazoa; Chordata; Aves; Passeriformes; Passerellidae. The coding region runs from base 62 to 1513 and encodes 483 amino acids. Gene Ontology annotation, molecular function: p53 binding; identical protein binding; ubiquitin protein ligase activity. Gene Ontology annotation, cellular component: nucleus. The record is from RefSeq and is a predicted model, not a curated record. Gene Ontology annotation, biological process: regulation of gene expression; regulation of cell cycle; negative regulation of apoptotic process. The transcript has 11 exons.